AUGUCGGCCUCCGUCGAGGAAGCACAAUCGUCCUCUAACCAGACCUUUCUCAGUGCCCUGGUGCUCAACUCACUUAUCGCAGGGGCUGAGAUUGUUGGAUUCAUAAUUCUCCGGCGUUACUUCCGAAAAGUUUAUCAGCCGCGAAGCUAUCUGCCAACUCCUACGAAAAGAUCCGAACCACUCUCACCCGGAUGGGUAUCAUGGAUCCCCCAAAUCAUCAUGGCCGAUGAGGAGCAAAUCAUCCACCACAAUGGCCUCGAUGCUUACUGCUUCUUGCGUUUCCUGAGACUACUCCUGAACAUCUUUACACCCAUUUUCGUCUUGUCCUGGGCUAUCCUCCUGCCAGUUUAUUCAGUUAAUUCCGGUGGCGCCAAGACUGGUCUCGACCAGUUCACAUUUGGAAAUAUUGGUCUCGACGCUCAAAUUCGACUUACUGCGCCCUUGGUCCUCGCUUAUGUUUUUACAUUCUAUGUGCUCUAUCUUCUCAAAGUGGAGAUUCAAAGCUUCAUUGGCAAGCGACAGACGUUUCUGACUUCGGACGGCUAUCGUUCUCGCCAACAAUCUCGCACUGUGCUUCUUACCGGUAUCCCGAAAGACCUCUUGGAUUCCGAUGCCCUUCGCCGAUUUACCGCGCACUUGCCAGGCGGUGCCCGUCAGGUCUGGAUCGCGCGCGAUAUCAAAGACCUUCCGGACAUUUACGAGCGUCAACAGAAUGCGUUUUCUAAGUUGGAAGGAGCUUAUGCCAGCCUGAUCAGCACUGCCCAUAAGGCACAUCAAAAAAACCAGAAAAACUCGAAAGCAGUGCCUGAAGUCAUGGAAGACGGACAUGAGUGGUCCAAACACAUCCCGCGCUCAAAGCGACCGACUCACAAGUUAGGAUUCCUCGGCCUGGUUGGUAAAAAAGUUGAUUCAAUCGAUUGGGCAUCCGAGGAAGUCUUGGAGACAUCCAAGGAACUCAGCAAUCGCCGCACGAAUAUGGAGGACUACAAACCAGUAAAUGCUGCAUUUGUCGAGUUUAACAACAUCAUCGCGGCCCAUCUAUUUGCGCAAUCUUUGGCUCAUCACACCCCUCUUCAAAUGCACGGCAAAUGGCUGGAUGUGGCAGCAGAGGAUGUGAUUUGGUCGAACCUCAGCAUGGACCCCCUCCAGCAACGCAUUCGUGCACUCAUCUCCUGGGCAAUCACCAUCGCCCUCAUAGUCUUUUGGGCCCUUCCCGUGGCAUUUGUCGGCCUGAUUUCGAACGUCAGUAGUCUUUGCGCCAAGGUGUUUUGGAUGGCCUGGCUGUGCAAACUCCCUCCACCAGUCCCUGGUAUCAUUCAGGGUGUCCUACCACCAGUUAUGCUAGCAGUGCUCUUCAUCCUUCUGCCAAUCUUCCUUCGAUUACUCGCGAAGUUUCAGGGUAUCCCGCUCAAUUCUCAUGUAGAGCUUAGCCUGAUGAGUCGCUACUUCACUUUCCUCGUUAUACAUGGAUUUUUGAUCGUCACACUCUCGUCCGGAUUGGUCGCCGCAAUUCCUGCGAUCACACAGCAGCCCACCUCAGCGGCCACGAUUCUUGCCCAACAACUUCCCAAAGCAUCCAACUUCUUCCUCACCUAUUUUGUCACCACUUGUUUUGCGGGUGCUGCGGGUAGUCUGCUGCAGAUCGCCGGGGUGGUAGUCUACAAUCUCAAGCUCAAAUUCCUCACUUCCACCCCCCGAUCGGUCUACACAACCCGUUGUGGAAUGUCGUCCGUUCAAUGGGGCACGCUUUUCCCAAACAUGACCUUACUGGCCGUUAUUGCGAUCAGUUAUUCUAUCGUCAGUCCGAUACUUAAUGGAUUUGCGCUCGUUGGGUUCGCACUAUUCUGGUUUGUGUACAAAUAUCUGUUCAUCUUUGUGAUGGAUCUUCCCAGCUCAAGUGAGACUGGAGGAAAAUUCUUCCCAUUGGCAAUAAGACAGAUGUUUAUAGGACUUUACAUCGGUGAAGUCUUCCUCGCGGCAUUAUUCUUUCUGGCACAAGACGCGUCAAAAAAGCAAUCUGGAGUCAUUCAUGGGGCAUUGAUGAUCGUCCUAGUCUUCAUCACCAUGUUCUUCCAGAGCAUGAUCAAUAAAGACUACUUCCCAUUGAUUGAUUACCUGCCGGUUUCGUUGGCCGGUCAAGCUUUGGGGGCAGAGAACGAGGAAGGAUCCAGCCACAAGUCGGACGAGCCAAUUGUUGAGAAGGAUCUCAAAGCGAUCGAAACACCUGAAGAGCUGGAGCACCACUUCGACCAUCCCGCUCAAUGGAAAAAUGUGGGUGUGCUGUGGAUUGCUGAUGAUGAACUCCUGAAGAUUGGGGAGGACGGCGUCAGGCAACUGCAGGCUUCUGGAUUGAAAGCUUCGUCGAAUGGGGCUAAAUUCACCAGCCAAGGCGAUGUAAUUGUUACUAGGAGUCCGCCUGAUGCGCCCGAGGCAGUUGAGAUUCCACCCUCGGAUUGA
Puccinia triticina is the source of this 2457-nucleotide messenger RNA. RefSeq lists its product as uncharacterized. The record is from RefSeq and is a predicted model, not a curated record. The transcript has 9 exons. Bases 1 to 2457 code for a protein of 818 amino acids. Gene Ontology annotation, molecular function: calcium-activated cation channel activity. Gene Ontology annotation, cellular component: plasma membrane. Lineage: Eukaryota; Fungi; Basidiomycota; Pucciniomycetes; Pucciniales; Pucciniaceae.